GUGCCUUGUGGAGCAUGCGCAGACCGAGCAAUGAGCAGCGUACUCGUCGUUGUUAUGGUAACGCCGUGUUAAACUCAAGCAGAAAUGAGACUGAAACGACUCCACAUUCGUUACUAUCCUCCAGGUAUAAUACUGGACUAUGAACAAGGAGGACAGGAGAGAAGCAGAUACAUCGACCUGCUGCACUUAACACCAAACACGGAUGUGAAUGAGAUGAUAUCAGAAAUCAGAAGAAUCGAGCCAUUAAUCACUGAUUCACGUACCGAUCAGGUGAAAGUGCUCAUUAAACGAUUACAGGACAAACUCAGCCAACCAGAUGAACGCAGCUUUUACCUGUUCAAGGUGCUUCAGGCUCACAUCCUGCCUCUUACCAAUGUCGCCUUCAAUAAAUCAGGGUCGAGUUUCAUAACCGGGAGCUAUGACAGAACAUGUAAAAUAUGGGACACUGUGUCUGGCGAGGAGCUGCACACACUGGAGGGGCAUAGAAAUGUUGUUUAUGCCAUCGCAUUUAAUAAUCCCUAUGGAGAUAAAAUAGCUACAGGCUCCUUUGAUAAGACCUGCAAAUUAUGGAGCGCCGAGACUGGAAAGUGUUUCUACACAUUUAGAGGACACACAGCGGAAAUUGUCUGUGUAACAUUCAACCCCCAAAGUACCCUGGUUGCCACAGGCAGCAUGGACACUACAGCGAAAUUAUGGGAUGUGGAGAGUGGCAAAGAGGUUUCCACCCUAGCAGGCCACUCUGCUGAGAUAAUCUCUCUCUCGUUCAACACAGUUGGCAAUCGUUUAGUGACUGGGUCAUUCGAUCACACACUUACACUGUGGGAUGUACCAUCAGGGAGGCGAAUACACACUCUGAUAGGGCACAGGGGGGAAAUCAGUAGUGUGCACUUCAACUGGGACUGUUCCCUCAUUGUCUCUGCCUCUAUGGACAAAAGCUGCAAGGUGUGGGAUGCUGAGAGUGGUAAAUGUUUGGCGACUUUAAUUGGCCAUGAUGACGAGGUGCUGGACGUUUGCUUUAAUUAUACUGGUCAACUCAUUGCAACUGCGUCAGCUGAUGGUACAUCCAGGAUAUUUAAUGCAGAAACGUUCCAAUGUGUCUGUAAACUUGAGGGUCAUGAAGGAGAGAUAUCUAAGGUGUGCUUUAACCCACAGGGGACACGUGUAUUAACAGCAAGUGCAGACAGAACAGCACGUGUGUGGUCUGUGAACUCUGGCACAUGUCUGCAGGUUUUAGAGGGACACACAGAUGAGAUCUUCUCCUGCGCCUUUAACUAUGAAGGAGACACUAUUAUUACAGGUAGUAAAGAUAAUACCUGUCGGAUCUGGCGUUGAGACUUAUACACAAAGAGGGCAAACUUCAGUAUUAACAAACACAUUUGAACAUGUUGUUCUCUUCAGCCUUCUAACUUAUAGCAUAUAACGGUUGUGCUGAGAAUCUGCUCACACUUACAUACGCACACACUAGCUGUGUAUGAAAUCCUUUUGUGAAAUAUUUUUGUAUCUCCUGUUCACACAGCAUUUGCUUCACUUUUUGAUUUUUUUUCCAAUUGUGAAAACACUAACACACCCGAGCAUCCGGUGCUUAGCAACAAUCAAUAGUAAAACAGGUGUAGGAGUAAUUACUAGAUUUAAGUGAAAUGAUCAUAGAAAAUGUUCUAUUUCUCAUCCUUUAUUUAGACUUAUAGUACACUUUUAGACUCCUGAUUGGAAGCAAGCAGGAAAUAAGCUGAAUCAGUCUAUCAGGUUUAAAAGUACCUUUGGUGUGUCUAAAACUGAGCUGCCUUGAUGCCUUGCUGCUUGUGCUGUUGCAGAAUAUAUCGACACAAAGUCCAUUACACAAGAGGAAAUAACAUAUCAGUGUGGAAAAUGAUACUUUAAGAAAAAAACAAAAAAGAGUGAGUAUGCUGUAAUUAUCAGGCAUUUCUUACUUAAAAUGUAAUCUUAUUAAAUAUAGCAAAAAUGUUAUGUAACAAUAAAACAAUGUUCAUGUGUUUUCUGCCACAGUUGUUUAUAGCCUGGCUGCUGUAUUAUAAGAUAUGUAGGACAUUGAAAUUUAGAUUUUCUCACCAGCUGCCUCUGCUUAAUUAUUACUUUCAGAAACAUAACUUAGUGAUCACACCUAACAGCAAAAUGUGGAAGAAUGUUAUUUUAGUGACUUUAACCAUGCAAUGGUUGUUGGUGAUGGAUUAACUGGGUUGAGUAUUUCAGAAAGGUCUGAUCUCCUGGGAUUUGCACGCACAACUGUUUCUAGAGUUGGUGUGAGAAACCGUGAGCAUCAGUUUUGUAGUUUGAAGCCUUUUGACCAGACUGGUUAGAGCUGGUGGGAAGGCUAGUGUAACUCAGCUGUAAGGCUCAAUAACUACUCUUUACAACAGAUUGAAAAAGACUAGAAAGAAAACAAGAAGUGGUGCAAUAUAUAUCAAUGCUACUAUUGCUCUACUAUUGCAUAAUUCAAUGAGAUUACAUUUUUCAACAUUUUGAACCUUGCAACCUGUAUCUACAUGAUUUUAUGCACAACACCUUAAGAUACCUGCAUAAAUUAAGAGUGAUAUGGAUGUUCCUAUCAAAGGGGCUGGUGAGUGUAUAUACACUGCCUCCUGAAUACAGCCUUACAAGGCAGCGGUUUUAUGUUUUAGACACACCCUUAGCCUUAGAAAGUGAUGAUGAUGUCUACAUAUAAUGCUUUACCACCAUAUUGUUUCAUUGUUUAGAUUAUUUGGUGUACAUGCCUGUAUGUUCUGCUUCCGGAUCUGUUGGCUUUGAUUCAUCAAGGUACAGUACUGACAAAUUUCACUAAAGAGUUCUUGUUUAAGCAAAGCAUAUACUAAAUACUAAAGCAAUCAGCAUCAGCAAGUUAUGCAUAGUAAUAGGAAUGAUGAAAUGCUCAGCAAUAUUUUUACUGUGGAUGCAAAUAUUGUCCUAGUAUGUGUUACUAAACACAUUACAGUACUUACUUUAACUACUGGGCACUACUCCAGAGGUAGCUGUAGUGAAUAAUGUGGGCAAAAUGGGUACAAAGAAUUCAACGUGUUGUAAUUUCAAUGUGUGUAUUAAAAAAAAUUUUUCAAAUAAAGGACAAUUACUGAAAUA
Molecule: messenger RNA, 3090 nt
Organism: Tachysurus fulvidraco (yellow catfish)
Lineage: Eukaryota; Metazoa; Chordata; Actinopteri; Siluriformes; Bagridae
Gene: daw1
Product: dynein assembly factor with WDR repeat domains 1
Exons: 14
Coding region: 85-1332 (415 amino acids)
Molecular function (GO): protein binding
Source: RefSeq, a predicted model, not a curated record